GGGAGGCCCAGGGACGGGAUCGUGCGGGACCCGGGCGCGGUGCCCGCGGUGGGGAGGAGGGCGGGUGCGGUGUGUGAGCAGCCCGCUGUUGGGACGGAGCUGGCAGGCGGCCGGGGCUCAGCGGGCAGCCGGGCUCAGCGCCGCAGACCUGCAUCCUCCCCGUCCCGCUGUCUCCUCCCAGCUGUGGGCUUGCGAGGAGUGGCGGCUGGAGGGGGAUAUAAAGGCAGGGGAACCUCAGCCAGCCCAAAGAAACUCCUGGAGCUCCUGUGUUCUCCCUCCCUCCCUUCACGUGAUUCAGCCUCCCCCAGCCGAGCACAAGCCUCCCUGUGUGCGAUGGCUGCCAGCCGCUGCCUCCUGCUCCUCCUGCCCUGGCUGGUGGUGGCCCCUCACAGCCCCCCUGGCUGCAAGAUCCGGAUCACGUCUGCGGGGCUGGAGCUGGUGAAGCAGGAGGGGCUGCGCUUCGUGGAGCAGGAGCUGCAGAACAUCACCGUGUCGGACCUGCAUGGGAAGGAGGGGCCGUUCCACUACAACAUCAGCCAGGUCAGGGUGAUGGACCUGCAGCUGGCAUUGUCCGACCUGCACUUCCAGCCCCAGCAGCACCUCGCCUUCGACAUCAACAACGCCUCCAUCAGCCUGCGCUUCCGCCGGCAGCUGCUCUACUGGUUCUUCUAUGACAUCGGGUCCAUCAACGCCUCUGCAGAUGGUGUCCACAUCCACACGGUGCUGCAGCUGGCCAAGGACGGGGCUGGGCGUCUGAAGAUCUCUAACAUCACCUGCAAUGCCUCCAUUGCCAGAAUGCACGCGGGCUUUUCGGGCACGCUUAGGAAGGUCUAUGAGUUCCUGAGCACCUUCAUCAUCUCAGGGAUGCGCUUCCUCCUCAGCCAGCAGAUCUGCCCAUCCUUGGAGCACGCCAGCCUGGUGCUACUCAACUCCCUGCUGGACACGGUGCCGGUGAGGAGCGAUGUGGAUGAACACAUUGGGAUUGACUACUCCCUCCUGCGGGAUCCAGCUGUCUCCACAGACACCCUCGACCUGGACUUCAAGGGCAUGUUCUUCCCCCGUGCAAGAGAGGACCAGGAGCUGGAGAACCACGCGGUGGAGCCGGUGAUCAAGGAGACCGAGCGCAUGGUCUACGUCGCCUUCUCCGAAUACUUCUUCGACUCAGCCAUGCAUGCCUACUUCCAGGCAGGUGUGCUGGCCAUAGAGCUCCAGGGCGAGAAGGUGCCCAAGGAUCUGGAGGUUUUGCUCAGAGCCACCUUCUUUGGGACCAUCUUCAUGCAGAGCCCAGCCGUGGAUGCUCCCCUGCGGCUGGUGCUGCAGGCAUCAGCUCCCCCCCGCUGCAUCAUCAAACCCUCGGGCACCUCCGUCUCUGUCUCUGCCUUCCUCAACAUCUCGCUGGUGCCACCAGGUCGUCCUGCAGUCCAGCUCUCCAGCAUGGCCAUGGAGACCAAGCUGAGCGCCAAGGUGUUCCUGCAGGGGAAGGCGCUGCGUGUGCAGCUGGACCUGCGGCGGUUCCGCAUCUACUCCAAGCAGUCGGCACUGGAGUCACUGGCGCUGUUCUCGCUGCAGGCGCCCCUGAAGACACUGCUGCAGUUGACCAUCAUGCCCAUCAUUAAUGAGAGGACUAAAAAGGGGGUGCAGAUCCCACUGCCAGAGGGCAUGGACUUCACCAAGGAGGUGGUCACCAACCACGCGGGAUUCCUCACGGUGGGAGCUGAUCUCCACUUCUCCAAGGGGCUGCGGGAGGUGAUUGAGAAAUACCGCCCAGCCCCCACUGCCCCAGCUGAGCCCAGCACACAGCCCAGCGCAGAGCCCAGCCCAGAGCCCAGCGAGGGCCCCCGCCAGCUUUAACUCUUCUCCCCAUGUGUUCCUGGACCGAGGGCAGAGCCCGGGCUGGACCCGUGAGCUGUAGGUAGGAAGCAGCUUCCCCGGUACUGCUGGCGAGGGCCCUGUGCCCAGGGAGUGGCAGCACGGUGGAGACGGCUGCUCUGGGAAGCCCUGCUGCAUCUUCUCCUUAUACCAAUAAACCACUUCACCCCAA
Molecule: messenger RNA, 2041 nt
Organism: Columba livia (rock pigeon)
Lineage: Eukaryota; Metazoa; Chordata; Aves; Columbiformes; Columbidae
Gene: PLTP
Product: phospholipid transfer protein
Exons: 16
Coding region: 334-1851 (505 amino acids)
Biological process (GO): high-density lipoprotein particle remodeling; phospholipid transport; ceramide transport
Molecular function (GO): phosphatidylglycerol binding; phosphatidylethanolamine binding; phosphatidylcholine intramembrane carrier activity
Source: RefSeq, a predicted model, not a curated record